AUGUCGUUGUCUUCUUACCUCAGCCCGACACGCCUGCUAGAAGGCUAUCUCCGCCGUUGCCUCACGGCGGCAGGACUAACGACGCAGUCUCUUGCCGUAGACUCUGACACAACUAUCCACUUUUGGGGCCCACCACCUCUAAACAACCGCAUGGACGACGAAAGACCGGUGAUGCUUCUCCUCCACGGUUUCGGCCCAUCAGCCAUGUGGCAGUGGCGGAGACAGAUUCAAGCUUUCUCUCUGACCAUUUUCCGGCUAUAUUGUCCCGAUCUUGUCUUCUUCGGCGACUCUACUACUUCCUCCACCAAUCGCUCCGAGGUCUUCCAGGCAGAGUGUAUGUCAAAGCUGAUGGAGAAAAUAGGAAUAGAGAAGUUUAAUGUUGUUGGAACAAGCUACGGUGGAUUUGUAGCGUACCACAUGGCAAAAAUGUGGCCGGAAAAAGUGGAGAAAGUUGUGAUUGCUAGCUCCGGGAUCAACAUGAGAAAGUGUGACAGUGAAAGUUUAUUGCAAAGAUCGAAUUGUGAGUGCAUUGAGAAAGUUAUGUUACCAUCAACUGCAACAGAGCUUCGAACACUUAUGGGUUUAGCAUCUUCUUGGAGGCUUGUUCAUAUGUUCCCUGAUGCUCUCUGGAACGACGUUAUUAGUAAUUUAUACCAAAAGAAUAGAAAAGAGAAGAUAGAAUUAUUGAAGGGGGUGACUCUAGGCAGGGAGGAGAAAUUAAACAUCGAUCCUCUUUCUCAGGAGGUCUUGAUAGUAUGGGGAGACAAAGAUCAAAUAUUUCCUGUGAAGAUGGCUUACGAACUAAAAGAGAUUAUUGGAGACAAAACGAAACUAGAGAUCAUUGAGAACACUUCACAUGUUCCUCAGAUUGAAUGUGCGCAAGAGUUUAACAAUAUCGUUUUGAGAUUUUUGAAUGGAUCUCAAUAA
Molecule: messenger RNA, 927 nt
Organism: Arabis nemorensis
Lineage: Eukaryota; Viridiplantae; Streptophyta; Magnoliopsida; Brassicales; Brassicaceae
Source: the annotation of a GenBank genome assembly